Messenger RNA from Austrofundulus limnaeus, 1654 nucleotides. RefSeq names its product calcium binding protein 2a (gene cabp2a). Bases 411 to 1136 code for a protein of 241 amino acids. Lineage: Eukaryota; Metazoa; Chordata; Actinopteri; Cyprinodontiformes; Rivulidae. Gene Ontology annotation, cellular component: cytoplasm. The transcript has 7 exons. Gene Ontology annotation, molecular function: calcium ion binding; calcium channel regulator activity. The record is from RefSeq and is a predicted model, not a curated record.
GAGGGGGACGGUUGAGUCCUGCAAUCAGAGCCAGAGUGUGGCAGCAGCAGGUUGUUUCAGCCCAGAUAUGACCCCACCCGCCCCGUCAAUCUCCUCCAGCCUGAUCGUCCCACCACAUCCCUCCAAACGUCUCCAGGCUCGGCGGGACAGCCCUGCAGUUUAGGAAUUAAUGCAUCAUCAUUAUCAUCACACACCUGCUUCACGUCUCAGUGGACCAACAGGACCACAUGUCCUGAGAGGAAGGGUGUUUGUUUCUGCCUCCUGCGUGGGAUGCUCCGGAUCCAGGAUGACUUUGGGAGUUUUAUGUGACGUUUGAGCAGAGACGCUGGACGGGGACAGGAGACACCUGGGACAAAGUGCUGGGACCACCAAAUAGGGGAGGUGGAGAGGAGGCAGGGGGGUUGCAGGGSAUGGGAAACGUCAACAAGGCUUCUAAGAAGGACAGUAAAAGGAAAAAGGGGACGUCACCUGUGAACCAAGGCGGGGCCCCAUUGGCCACGGCCAUGCUGGGGUCCCUGGGUGGUGCAGGGGAGCUUGACACAGAGGAKGAGGAGGAGGAGGAAGGAGGGAGCAGCCGUCCAUUCGAUGACCCCCUGUGCACCCUGGUUAAGAACUGCAACAUGCUGCACAACAUAGUGGGGCCUGCUUGUAUCUUCCUCAGACAGGGCUUCGCUCAGAGCCAGCUUGACAGAGAUCUGCGACCAGAGGAAAUGGAAGAGCUGCGUGAGGCCUUCAGGGAGUUCGACAAAGACAAGGAUGGCUUCAUCAGCUACAAGGACCUGGGCGAGUGCAUGAGGACGAUGGGCUACAUGCCCACUGAGAUGGAACUCAUCGAGCUCAGCCAGCAGAUCUGUGGUGGCAGAGUGGACUUUGAAGAUUUUGUGGAGCUGAUGGGUCCCAAAAUGCUCGCUGAGACCGCAGAUAUGAUCGGAGUCAAAGAGUUACGGGACGCCUUUAGAGAGUUUGACUCUGAUGGCGAUGGUCAGAUCAGCCUUGCAGAGCUGAAAGAAGCCAUGAAGAAGCUGAUGGGGGAGCAGCUGAACCACCGUGAGAUCGAUGAGAUCCUGCGAGACAUAGACCUCAACGGAGACGGAGAGGUGGACUUUGAAGAGUUCGUGCGAAUGAUGUCUCGCUGACUCCUCACUGACGCAGACUCGACACUGUUAAAGAUGGUUUCUAAUGUACAAAAACUCUGUGGUGUCUGUGUUUUCUCACGUACCUCCAGCACCUCUCAGGUAUUAGAGUCCCUUUAUUUUCUCAGCCUUGUAUAAAACAUGUGACGAGAGAUUACUUAUUUAAAAAUUCAGUGGUGUGGUCUUGUGGGAUGAACUCAAAAAAUAAUCUAAAUUAUUAAUAUAACUGACCGUUACUGUAAAUCUGUAUUUAGAUUUUUUUCUUUUAGUUUUUGAAUUUGCAACAAAUACUGUGAAUUUAUAGCUGAUAAUAUUUUACAAUUUCAGUCUAAAGGUUGAAAAAUUUAAAGUAUUAUAUUAAUAAUGUUUACAUGUUAAACUUGAAUGCACUGGUUGUAAUUGUAUGAUAGUUAAAUAUAAACAGAGAGUUAUUACUUUGUUAAUAAGCCAUUAUUAAUAUUAUUAUGUGUAUACUUCACUGUACAAACUCACAGUUAUGCAAUAAAUACGUUUGCAUCAUC